AGCGACAGAGAGAGAGCCAGCGAGAGAGUAUACGAGAGAAAGAGAGAGAUGAACAGGCAUAGAAAGAGAUAGCACUCGUACGAUUCACACGAGUUUGAGUCGGAGAGCGGCGUUCGCAACGAAAUUCAGUUUAUUUCGAGACGUUGUCGAGGGCACGUCGCAUUCAAGAGAUCGCACUGAACAACCAGAUACAAGUGAAAGAUACAUUUACGUAAAUACAUACGGAAAAUACAGAACAGAAAAGAAACCAAAGCAAAGCGAAGAGAACAAACAGUAGAUUGAUUCUACAGUGAAUAACAAGUGAAGUUUCGAGAUCAGUUCAAACCAAAUACAAACGGGGAUUACCAUGUCUUCCACUUCCGCCUCGCCGAUCAGCAACAUAACCGUCGACGACGAGCUCAAUAUCAGCAGAGAACAAGACUUUGCCGAAGACGAUUUCAUUGUGAUUAAAGAGGAGCGCGAGAGCAGUCUCUCCCCAAUGCUAACACCGCCGCACACACCCACAGAGGAGCCCCUGCGAAGGGGACACCACUCCACAACCGCCGAUGAGGCGGUGGCCACACAGCUCCAUAUGCGGCACAUGGCACAGUACCAACAGCAGCAGCAACAGCAGCAGCAGCAACAUCGUCUCUGGUUGCAGAUGCAGCAGCAGCAGCAACAACAUCCCCACUAUCCCGUUUAUGCGGCAGCUGCAGCCGGAGCUGCGGCCAGCGCCGAUCCCGUUGCAGUACACCAGCAGCUAAUGAAUCACUGGAUCCGCAACGCAGCCCUCUACCAGCAACAACAGCAGCAGCAGGCGGCACAGGCCCAGGCACACCACCAUCCGCACCACGCCCACGCCCAUGCCCACCCACACCACCACUCGCACCACGGCCACGCCCAGGCCCACCCACACCAGCAUCCGCAUCAUCAUCCCCAUGGCGUGAGGCCAUACCCCGCGGGAUUGCACGGUCUCCACAUCGCCGCUGGCCGCCACUUUGGCGCCCUGCCCACCAUGAAGCUGAGCGGUGCCUCGGGAGCGGGAGGAGCCACUGGCUCCGGCAGCAGCCGACCAAAGAAGCAGUUCAUCUGCAAGUACUGCAACCGGCAGUUCACCAAAUCCUACAACCUCCUCAUCCACGAACGCACCCACACGGACGAGCGUCCGUAUUCCUGCGACAUUUGCGGCAAAGCCUUCCGGCGGCAGGAUCAUCUACGGGACCAUCGCUACAUCCACUCCAAGGACAAGCCCUUUAAGUGCAGCGACUGCGGCAAGGGCUUCUGCCAGUCCCGCACCCUGGCUGUACACAAGGUCACGCACUUGGAGGAGGGCCCUCACAAGUGCCCAAUCUGCCAGCGAAGCUUCAACCAGCGGGCGAACCUCAAGAGCCAUCUGCAGAGCCACAGCGAGCAGAGUAGCAAGGAGGCCACGUCACCAACUACACCCACAUCCCCUAUCAGUGGUGGGGCACCAGCACAGGCAUUGAGCUCGCCUCAACCUGAACAGUUGGUCCACCACCAUCAUCAUCAUCAACAUCACCACAUGCCCGUCCUGGAUCUGUCCUCGUCGUCAUCCGCCUCGUCUACCACCACGGAGAAGCCCAAGCGCACCCUAGGUUUCACCAUCGACGAAAUCAUGAGCAGAUAGAGAGAUGCAUGGAGACCGAGCCGAAAGUUAAUCAAUUUUUGGUUUGUGUUAAGAGUCAUGUCAUCCAGAGCUGGCCCCGGCCAGGCAUGGGAAAUGCCUGGCCCGGACCUCGCACAGAGUCCAGCUCGAAUCCUGGCCAAAAGGAAACCACAACCUCGCCAGCACACCCCGCAAUCGCACCCAGUGAGAGGAGUAGAGGUAGAAGUAGCAGUGGAGAUGCUAUCAGUCAGAAAUAGUGCAAUCGGCUCUAUAUGGAAUAGAUAUAGAUGCCGGCAUUGUCCUAGCCAAAGCCAAAGCAAACACAGAUACAGAUACGAAUAGUAUUGCAAACACACACGCCUCCUACAAAAACAAUUCCAAAACAUUAUGCAGUCGAAUCGAACUUCGCUGUCAACGCUGUAAACUAUUAUUUAAUUAUAUAUAUUAUCAUGUAACUAUAGUUUAAUUAAAGUUAAUAUAUGGUACCUUAUAGCCAAUUAAGUAAACCAAAUGUUAUGUUACAAUAGAAAAAUCAAUCAAUCAAACAUUUAAAUUAAUCCCAGACAAACCUCAAG
Drosophila persimilis is the source of this 2181-nucleotide messenger RNA. It is a transcript of the gene odd, whose product is annotated as protein odd-skipped. Gene Ontology annotation, biological process: embryo development; embryonic hindgut morphogenesis; regulation of transcription by RNA polymerase II. The record is from RefSeq and is a predicted model, not a curated record. Gene Ontology annotation, cellular component: nucleus. The transcript is spliced from 2 exons. The coding region runs from base 347 to 1627 and encodes 426 amino acids. Lineage: Eukaryota; Metazoa; Arthropoda; Insecta; Diptera; Drosophilidae. Gene Ontology annotation, molecular function: RNA polymerase II transcription regulatory region sequence-specific DNA binding; DNA-binding transcription factor activity, RNA polymerase II-specific.